Messenger RNA from Melanotaenia boesemani (Boeseman's rainbowfish), 1926 nucleotides. It is a transcript of the gene dnajc1, whose product is annotated as DnaJ (Hsp40) homolog, subfamily C, member 1. Bases 86 to 1654 code for a protein of 522 amino acids. The transcript has 12 exons. Gene Ontology annotation, cellular component: endomembrane system. Lineage: Eukaryota; Metazoa; Chordata; Actinopteri; Atheriniformes; Melanotaeniidae. The record is from RefSeq and is a predicted model, not a curated record.
AGAGCCAGAUCCGGACGUGUUUCCGGUCCCUCCGGUCUUGGAGCUGGUUCGCGACCCUACAGGUCCUGUGUUUCUUGUUUCUUCUAUGGUUUUGUCGUGGUUUGUGGUGAUGGGGGUCUAUCCCAGUUCCCGUGGCUCCCUGCUGGUUUUCCUGACGCUGCUUGUCUCCGGCCCCCCCCCUUUGGUCGCCUGGGACGCCGACCUGGAGCUACUGGACCUGGUGGAGGAGAUCCCACAGACCUUCUACCAGUUCUUAAACUUGGACCAGGACGCGUCUCCAGCGGACAUAAAGAAGGCGUACCGCCGGCUGUCCCUGAUUCUGCAUCCUGAUAAGAACAAAGAUGAAAAUGCUGAAACUCAGUUCAGACAGCUGGUGGCCAUUUAUGAAGUCCUGAAGGAUGAGGAGAGGCGGCACAGGUAUGAUGACAUCUUGGAAAACGGGCUUCCUGAUUGGCGGCAGCCGGUCUUCUACUACAGACGGGUGAGGAAGAUGAGCAAUGCUGAGUUGGGCUUCCUCCUCUUCCUCAUCUUCACCAUCGGGCACUAUGGUGUCAUCUGGUCAAUCUACCUGCAGAAAAAGCUGGACGAGCUGCUGACGAAGAAGAAGAAGGAGAAGAAAAAAAAGCUGAGCUCCAGACCGGUUGAGGAGGUCAGGUGUGCUGGUCAGGACGCCACCAACAGAAAUCAGGAGCGACCUCACUGGCAGGACAUCCUCCCUCUGAAGCUGAGCAUCUGGAUUUACCUGUCCGUCAAAAACCUGCCUCAGGCCGUCCAGGAAGUGAAGCAGUACUAUGCGGACUACCAGCAGAUGAAGCAACAGCAGAAGGAGGAAGCGGAGUCGGAACAGGAGGCUGUCAUAAGAGAAAAACGGCCCAAGGUGAAGAAGCCCAAAGUGGAGUUUCCUGUUUACGAGUGUUCUUCAGACAACCCCAGUUACCAAAGGUACGACCAGACCACGUCCAUCGAGGACAUCGAAGACCAGAUGGACAACUGGCUGCAGGACCUCAAACGAAAGAAGACUGCAGAAUGGACAGAAGAGGAGCUGAGUUUUCUCAGCAGGUUGAUGGUGAAAUUCCCAGGAGGAACUCCAGGUCGGUGGGAAAAGAUUGCUCAUGAACUGGGACGAUCAGUGUCUGAUGUGACAACAAAAGUCAAACACGUGAAAGACAACGUGAACCACAACCCAGGUUUGGUUAAGCUGUCAGAGUUAAAGGAAUCUUUCCUUCCUGUGAGAUCACUUCCUGUUGCCGACGGCCUGAUGACUCAGCGUUCGGACCGAUAUUGCGAGGAGGAAGAGGAGGAGGCGGAAGAGGAGGAGGCUCCCGUGAUCCGGAGGAGAAACAGGAAGUGUCCCACAGCAUCUAAUGGAGGGGAUGUGAAGGUCCGAGGUCGGCGGCAGAGGGACUUUGACCCAACUGUGGUGGACGAUGAGGAGGUGGAACCACAGGAGAUUAAAGAGAAGGUGAGCGCCGCCACCUGGACCCAGAACCAGCAGAAACUUCUGGAACUGGCUCUGCAGCAAUUCCCCCGAGGAACCACGGAACGCUGGGAGCGGAUCGCCAAGGUGGUCCCCAUGAAGACCAAGGAGGAGUGUAUGAUCCGCUACAAGAUGUUGGCUGAACUGGUCCAGAAGAGGAAACAGGUGAAGAGCUGAUGGUGACCGUUGCUCCGCCCCCUCUUGGCAGGUGAAUGAUCAGGUGACCUGCCUCUGGUGUGGACUCACCUCCUCAGGUGUGCUGAGUGCAGGUCACCUGACCUUGUGACCUCACAGCUUUCUGUGCCUUAUUGCAGGUCAACAUGCUGCCAGUCAAUGUGUUCUCUGAUCAAUGAGCAGUAUUUAUUAUGGGAUGUUUUUGUUUACAGAUUAAUAAACACAAAAUAUUUAGGUUUCCAAAUAAAACAUCAGAAAAUAAAAUCAGUUUUUAU